CUAUAAGAAAUUAUGCUGGCUCAGCCACUGCAUUCAAGUCCAAUUUGUCGACUAGAAGGACAUCUAGACGAAGAAUAAACCGAUUUUUGGAACAAAUGACAAUUUCCAUCAGCUAAAAAGAUACCACACUCGUUCUAACUGCCACGUGUAGCCUAUCUUCUUCAAGAAUGGUGCCGAUCCUAGUCACUAGAUUCUUUACCUUCCACUAUGAGUACUCGCACGAAGCAAAGAAUCAUCGGCCAGAUCAACCAAAACGCUACCCGAUCCUUCAGAUGAUCAACGGAGAGACCCCAAGGCCAAAUCAAUGUCUCUGCAGAAAUUCAAGCUCCUCGCCACUCACUGCGGCACCGUCGCUGAGAGUCCGACGCGCAGCCCGGUCGUCCACCUCCGCCGCCGUAAAACGCUGCGUUUGCUACUCACCCGUUCAUCAGAUCGGUGGCGAUCACCGGAGAUCCAAAGUAACGCCGACGAAUCGACGGGAUCCGAUGGUGCCCGGGGCUUAUCCGGGAAGAGAGAUAAGAUCCGAUCUCGGCGGAAGCUGAGAGAGCUAUUCGUCUCUUCACCUCCGGUGGAGGAAGGCCAACGUGGCGGCGGCGAUGCAGGGAAUGAAAUGGAGAGGGCGUUACCGGUUAACGGCGUUUAUACUAGCGGAGGUAUUGGAGAAGAGUCAACGGGUCGACGUAUGGGCCUUAACGGCGCAACGAGGCCCAUGUUAUCUGGUACACUUCGAUGUAGGUUACUCCGAAGAGCUUGGCGCCCCGUUCUUGUAACUAUUCCUGAACAAUAAAGUUAAUAAAAGAUUUGACAAAUUUUUUCCGAUUGAUUAAAUUUGCUUAAUAAGUUACUUAUGAAUUUUAGUGAAUCCCUAUGUUGUUCUUGAUUUUGGUGAUGAAUUUCUUUGGUAUAGAUAUGUCUAGUUGCAAGUUUAAUUUUAGUGAAAAUUGCAAGAAUUGCUUCUU
Molecule: messenger RNA, 959 nt
Organism: Brassica oleracea var. oleracea
Lineage: Eukaryota; Viridiplantae; Streptophyta; Magnoliopsida; Brassicales; Brassicaceae
Exons: 1
Coding region: 305-787 (160 amino acids)
Source: RefSeq, a predicted model, not a curated record